AGUUUGUUGGGCUGAGGCAGAAGGUUUUUUUCUUCUUCUUAUGUUUUGUGUGCAUGUGUUUUGAACAGGGGGAGGGAGGGGAGACAACACCCAGGAACACCUGACCAACAACAUUUCAUGAAGAUAUGUGGAGACUUAGGAGCUGAUCUCCUCCUCCAGCUUUUGCCCAGCUGUUCUAUCUGUUGUUGUUUUUUUGUUGUUUUUUUGUUUUUUUUCUAUCGUCACACCUGGAAUGCUUAACGUGGACUGAUGGAUGUUUCCGAACUGUGCAUCCCCGACCCUCUUUGCUACCACAACCAGUUGCUAACCAGAAUGCCCUCUGAGGACCGGCACUUAUCCUCGAGCUGUGGUUCUUACGUCAAAACCGAGCCGUCCAGUCCGUCCUCCUCGCUCGUCGACACCGGCAGCCACCACAGUCCCAGCGGCAACUCCGACGCCAGCGGCGGCUACAUCAACGGCGGCAGUGGGCGCUCACACGCCCUGGACUCCCCGCCAAUGUUCAACCCGGGCAUGCUGGGAGGCGCCAGCGCCUGCUUACGGCGCUACGAGGAGUGCUCCGGCGGCAUGGCAGACGACUCGCCAAUCAAGUGCGAGUACAUGCUCAACGCCAUUCCCAAGAGGCUGUGCCUGGUGUGCGGCGACAUCGCCUCGGGGUACCACUACGGGGUGGCCUCCUGCGAGGCCUGCAAAGCCUUUUUCAAAAGGACGAUACAAGGGAACAUCGAGUACAGCUGUCCGGCCACCAACGAGUGCGAGAUCACCAAGAGGAGACGAAAGUCCUGCCAGGCCUGCCGCUUCAUGAAAUGUCUUAAAGUUGGCAUGUUGAAAGAAGGUGUGCGUCUGGACCGGGUCAGAGGGGGCAGACAGAAGUACAAACGGAGGCUGGACGCAGAGAACGGCUCCUACCUCGGCCUCACCAUCCCCCCUCCAGCCAAAAAGCCAUUGACAAAGAUUGUUUCCCAUCUGUUGGUGGUGGAGCCAGAGAAGAUCUAUGCCAUGCCCGACCCCACCAUGCCCGACGGAGACAUCAAGGCCCUGACCACGCUGUGCGACUUGGCCGACCGCGAGCUGGUGGUCAUCAUCGGCUGGGCCAAACACAUCCCAGGUUUCUCCACGCUCUCGCUGGCCGACCAGAUGAGUCUACUGCAGAGCGCCUGGAUGGAGAUCCUGGUGCUGAGCAUCGUGUUCCGCUCGCUGCCCUGCGAGGACGAGAUCGUGUACGCCGAGGACUACGUGGUGGACGAGGAGCAGGCGAGGAUCUCGGGCCUGCUGGACCUUCACGUCGCUAUCCUGCCGCUGGUCCGACGCUACAAGAAGCUGCGCAUGGAGAAGGAGGAGUUUGUCACGCUCAAGGCCAUCGCGCUCGCCAACUCGGACUCCAUGCACAUAGAGAACAUCGAGGCGGUCCAGAGGCUCCAGGACUCCCUACACGAGGCUCUGCAGGACUUCGAGGGCUCCCAGCACCCGGAGGACCCCCGGCGGGCGGGCAAGCUGCUCAUGACCCUGCCGCUGCUCCGUCAGACCGCCACCAAGGCCGUGCAGCACUUCUACAGCAUCAAAAUGCAGGGCAAGGUGCCCAUGCACAAACUAUUCCUCGAGAUGCUGGAGGCCAAGGCUUGACACGCGAGCCGGACGUUUGACGGACAGCUGCAUCACCCAAUCGGAGGCGAGGGACAGCCGCAAUAAAGAAUUAAAAGGUGGUGUGCCAACUGACGGUGGAGGGAUGAAGCUCGGACUGCUGAGUCGUUUUAACACUUUUAAAACAGUAAUGAGAGAAAUAAACGGGGGACUUGAAAUAGUUUUGAAAAAGGGUGACUAUCAACUUGUUUGACGUGGGAUCACGAUGAUGUAUAUAAAGAAGUUGUGUACAGAAAUCAAGCGGCCGCGGUCUUGUUAUAUAACCAGAGACCCGCUGCUCUAUAUCACCUGAAGCUUCUGUGAAUUCGUUUCUUAUCUUAUUUUCAUCUCAAACAUGGAAGUGUGGUAAUAUAAAUGUCCUAAAGAACUGUACAAUUGCGUAGCCACAUGAUGUGUUCUUUCUUUCUUUAUCUCAUAUUUUCUAAUCUCAGUUGUUGAAGCAAUAGUCUCUAACUGGUCGACAUAUAAUACG
Molecule: messenger RNA, 2110 nt
Organism: Stegastes partitus (bicolor damselfish)
Lineage: Eukaryota; Metazoa; Chordata; Actinopteri; Pomacentridae
Product: steroid hormone receptor ERR2-like
Exons: 7
Coding region: 250-1620 (456 amino acids)
Biological process (GO): regulation of DNA-templated transcription
Cellular component (GO): nucleus
Molecular function (GO): zinc ion binding; steroid binding; sequence-specific DNA binding
Source: RefSeq, a predicted model, not a curated record